AUGCUGCGCUAUAGCUGCAAUUCCCUCUCGGCGCUCUUCUCCAUACAUAUAACCACCCCAACUGCCCAGCAGGUUCUCAUCCCUGAGACUCUCUUGAAGAAGCGCAAGAGUCAAGCCAAGGAGAGAGAGGCAAGAGCCGCUGAGACCGAGAAGGUCAAGAAGGCCAACAAGGAGAAGCGUGGUGUCAUCUUCAAGCGUGCUGAGAAGUACGUCAAGGAGUACCGUGAUGAGGAGCGUGAGAAGAUCCGUCUUGCUCGUGUCGCCAAGCAAUCUGGUUCCUUCUACAUUCCAGCUGAGCCUAAGUUGGUCUUCGUUAUCCGUAUCAAGGGUAUCAACAAGAUCGCACCAAAGCCCCGCAAGAUCCUCCAGCUUCUCCGUCUUCUUCAAAUCAACAACGGUGUCUUUGUUCGCAUGACCAAGGCUACCCUCGAGAUGCUCAAGGUCGUCGAGCCAUGGAUCGCCUAUGGUUACCCCAACCUCAAGACCGUCCGUGAGCUCGUCUACAAGCGUGGUUACGGAAAGGUCGACAAGCAACGUAUUGCUCUCACCGACAACUCCAUCAUUGAGACCAACCUCGGCAAGUACGGUAUCGUCUGUAUGGAAGAUUUGAUCCACGAGAUCUUCACCGUUGGCCCCAACUUCAAGCAAGCUGCCAACUUCCUCUGGCCAUUCAAGCUCAGCAACCCAACUGGUGGUUUCCGCCCAAGAAAGUUCAACCACUACGUUCUUGGUGGUGACCUCGGUAACCGUGAGGAGAAGAUCAACGCUUUGGUCAGACAAAUGAACUAAAGCUGGUGAUGGGACUGGGGAUGUUUUUCUUUGGCUUAGCGUUU
Botrytis fragariae is the source of this 833-nucleotide messenger RNA. RefSeq names its product putative 60s ribosomal protein l7 protein. Gene Ontology annotation, cellular component: cytosolic large ribosomal subunit. The record is from RefSeq and is a predicted model, not a curated record. Gene Ontology annotation, molecular function: RNA binding; structural constituent of ribosome. The coding region runs from base 1 to 789 and encodes 262 amino acids. Lineage: Eukaryota; Fungi; Ascomycota; Leotiomycetes; Helotiales; Sclerotiniaceae. The transcript is spliced from 3 exons. Gene Ontology annotation, biological process: maturation of LSU-rRNA from tricistronic rRNA transcript (SSU-rRNA, 5.8S rRNA, LSU-rRNA).